AUGAUGUACGUCCUAGGCACGAAUGGGGUUCUGGCAUGCACCCAGGACUAUGGCAUUAUCUUUGCGACUGUCCUUGUCAUACUUCUACUUCUAGCCCACUGGCGGCCGGCUCCGAUCGUGGCCCGAGAUUCUCCCAAUGAACUGCUCCCUAAUCGGCCGGAUGAAGUUAUGGUUCCUGGCUCUGCGCCACCAAGCCCUCCCGCAGCACAAAUCCCCGCCCCUACCAGUGGCGUCGAAGAUCCAGAGCAAGUAGACCCCCAAAGUGGAGAGCCUGAUACUCCCAAUCAGCCACCAGACGCACAGCCGGCGCAGGCACCUCAGCCACCCAGCAAUAGUCAGGCAGUUGAUCUUCAGGAUGAGGACCUAUCAGGGCUGCCAGACGAAGUAGACGCGUUGCCCACUCAACAACAGGCUUCGCCUGUACAGACUCCCGUGGGAACGCCAGCACGGGAGCAAUCGAUUGAGACUCCGGAUCAGGCUGAGGCUCAUACUGAGACGCCCACCGCAGAUGCAUGGACACAGACAAACGCAUCUCUUCCUUGGCUACAGCGCUGUAUGACUUGGCUCUUCGACAGUGAGGCGGCGCGCACAGCAAGAGAAAAUGCUAUUGAGGCAGCUAGGGCUGCUGCUGAGCAGGAGCAUAAGGACUUCCUAGAGCAAUCUGGUCUGGCGAGCGGUGCAGAACACGAGGAGCCACAAUCGUCAAACGACGCCAGCGAAAGUCCAGCUGCUGAUUCUUCGAUGAUAUCUCAGCCUACAGAGACUGAGCAACAGCACCGGGCUACUGUUGAAGCUGAGAAACCUGAGGAAGCAAUGGCAGCUAUCCCAUCAGAGACGACAACUGAAGCUAUUCCAGACCCUGCGGCUCAGCUGCCAGUGACAUCGGUGGGUGCUGAUACAUCGGCAUCUUUGCGUACCCUCACUCCAGCCGCCACGUUCAAACAUACUCCUCUGUUCGAGCCUACUCCUCUGACAACGACCACUCCCUCUACCAUCGCUACUCCUGCGAUACCAGCCAUUUCCUCCAAUUCUCUGGUUGUACCUACUCCCGUCAUUACGCCUACCGAUGUACCAAAGUCUGCCACAUACACUACUGAGCCUUCGUCAUCGCUUGACAUCACGUUCGAUCUUCCUACCAUCGUAGUCAACGCACCAGAACCUGAGACGCAAGAUGGAUACACGCCCAUGACAUUUGUUCCCAUUGAGAUGAUGGAACUCGCUACACCCGCCAAGCACACGCCUCCCAAGGACCCUGCUUCAGAAUCUGUCAAUGCACCAGAUCACCAAGCUCUAGCCGCUGGUCUAGUGCAAGGUCAGGGAGAGGACGAUGGGCAAGACGAUGGGCAAGAUGGUGUGCAAGAAAGCGACGAAGAGGAAGACGAGGUCGAAGGCGAAGAAGAGUUCGAUUUCGGUGGGAGUCCCACGAUAGGCACAUCAGCUCCGCUACAGCCAGCGAGUCCUAUAGAUGCCGAGAUUGCUGCAGCACUUGAGAGGCAACGCGAGGAGGUGCGAAGAGAGGCUGAGCAGAAGAAGGUCUUGACUCCUAUGGAGGUUGCUUCUGGUGGAGCACCAGCGCCUGGUGACGGUGAUGACGACGAAAAUGGCAACCAUGAUGGAGAAGGUGACGACUCUUCACACAAUACGCCGAUAUCUGGUGCCCCGAAGCAUGCCACUCCUGAACCCGGCAAUGAACCUUCUUCGCCAACGGAUAUGCCAAUGAGAGGCACGAACGACGACCCUCCAGCAGCUACGCCCACGACCAGUGUCAAUGAAACUGUCCCCGACUUACUCUCGCAACCAGCUCCCGGCACGGCAAAUAGUCGUCCUUGGGCCCCUUUCAGCUCGCUUCCUUCCAGCAGGACUGAGCCGCCUAUGUUCACAGAAGAGGAACUUAAGACGCAAUUCGCCCUUCCUGCCAUCUACAAUCGGCCUGCCGCUCGGCCCACAGACCCUGCGCAUCCAGACUCCGCAGAACAGUGGCGUAACAGGCUGCUGGGAGGCCCUAGUACGUUGACCAUUAUGAGGCGAGAACGUGAAGCUGCGGCUCGAAGGGCUGGUGGGGAUGGUGGAGAUGCGCCGCCUGGCCCUGGUGGUUCUUCUGGUGGAAACGGCGGCGGCGGUAGUGGGGGUGGAGGUGGCAGUGAUGAUCCCCCCUCUCCUUUCGAUCCAUCGCGCGGUAGUGGAGGCGCGAACCCUCCAUCGCCGUCGGGUUCAGCUGGCUCAGGACCUAUGGAGGGGAUCGACGAGGCUUCUUCGAGCGACGAGGGGCAGAACGGUGAGAGCGAUCCCCAUAGUCAUAACAAUGAUGACAGUCAGACUUUGAACAACCAAGCUGACACCAACGAUCAGAUGGAUAAUGGCGACGACGGUAAUGAGGGUGGUGGCGACAAUAAUGGCGAUUCAUCCGCACAGCCUGGAGCUUCCAACGAUGCUGGCAUUCCCAUGACUACUACGCCCGCGGCCUUUGAUACUACUGCCACGCCUGACGACGAUGGAGAUGUCGAUAUGUCCGAUCUAUUCAAUGUCGAUAUGUCCGAUACCGAUUUGGACGAUAUCAAUAUGGACAACAUCAAUCUGGAUAACAUCAACUUGGACGGCAUCGAUUUCGACAAGAUCGCCAACUCUGGCUUCAACAAUGAGCAAACGCCAACCACCACCACCGAUGGCAUGAGGAGACAGCUGGUGCCUCUCGAGGGACUAGAACAAAACAGCGAAAUGCCAACAAGUCUGUAUCUGUCUCCCGAGGACGAGCAAUACGGUGAAAUGGCAGAACAAAACAUAUUCGCUGAUAUUGACGCGUAUGAGGCGCAGAAUGGGCCUAUCGAGAAUCCACCUCCCAUGUUUGAGCCUCAGCAGUAUCCGACAGACGGGGAAAGCUUCGAUCAUCUUCUCGGAAACGGCGGCGAUGAUUGUCCUUUACCGAACCAGCAGCCAUCGGUCAUUGUUCCUGGGCCUCUUAAGGAUGCGCCAGAUGCGUUUGACCCAUUCUCGAACGCGAACUGGAGUGCCGAAUUUGGGGAUGCUACGCAAACUGAACAGGGUGACGAUGUGUCAGAUCAAGAGAUCGUUCGUGCCGCCGUUGCAAAGGCAUUUGGAGAAGAUCAGGGGCCGGCACGAGAUGGUCUAACUCCACCACCAUCAACACACGGAGACGACAUUGAUCUCGAAGACUACGGAGUUGCUGAAGACAAUGAGGAACUCAUCGCUGGGCUUUCGAAUGUCGAUCUUAGCGUUGACCAGACCGACAACAAUGACAAAGCACGAGUCUCGCCAGAUUCAGGAACUCAACGAGUAUGGGACAGUGACUUCAACAAAGCUCCGGACAACGCUGAACAUGAAUACAAACACCCAGUUGAGUUCACGACUAUCAGACCGAGAACACGCUGUGUACAACUUCGGGAGGACCACAGGAUCGUAGAGAAUCCCGAACAUGCGGAAAAUCGAUCAGCCGGCAUGGAGUCGCUAGACGAACUCACCGGGCGCCAAGGUCAAGUCUUCCGGGAAGUUCCCAUGGACACGUACGAAAUGCGAGGAGAAAGUCACGACGACUACAAAGAUGCACAAGAGCUGAUGGCAUGGUUUGACCCAGAUGCUGGAGGUGCUGAACCUCGAGGUGAUCCCUUGCCAGCUGGUUCUGACGAUGGUAGCGCGUUGUCGGACGAAAUCGAUGACGAUGAACUGGACAAGCUUGCCAAAGAAGUGGAAAAGGAUCAGUUGGAUGAACUGAAUAAAGCGUCCAAGAGAACACGAGACCUUUCUGAUGACUCAGAUUUAGAAGCAUCGGAAAAGAUUCCAGAUGAUCCAGCAACUCCCCAGAAGGAGAGUUCAGGUGCACGAGCUGGUACUCCGAAGAAGGGCCGCUUCAGAGGUCCAGUCUCAUUUGAUACUGAGGAAGAAGCUCGUUUUGAGAAGAACGAUGUGGAAAAGAUCAAAGACCUUCCAAUAUGGCAGAAGCUGAAGGAGGCCAAAAACACAUCGACGAGUCCACCGCCGGCGCAACCAUCUCCAGUCGCUAAUCCUGGUCUUCCGCCUCGCCCGACUACACAAAGUACACUUAGCGCGCCGUCGAUGUCAAGCUCGAAUUUUAUUUCCCCAUUUUCGUAUGACAGACCGCCGCCGCCUUCACCUCUAGCAGGUGGUUUCGCACCGGGAGGUUACGCACGCUCGUAUAACCCAGUCACUUUGCACGAGAGGAAGAGCACGUCUCCUUAUGCAGGUAUACCGACUCUCGGCAGCCUUAGUACACCACGCGGUCAAAGUGGUAAUGCAACACCGUCUCCUCGGAGUUCAAGCUACCCAGCCAUGAAGCUGCCCGACGCUGCACUAUCGAACGCAAGAAGCUUGCUCAAGCCGGCAUCCGCCCGCCAUCGUGCACAACCUACAGCAGGUACAGCGACUACAGAUUCCCCGGUCGCCUCGCCCGCGUCCAGGCCCAUGCAGUCUUCGGCGGGCAUGAAAUCAAGCAAUUUACCGACUACUCCGCCAGCUUACGACCCGACACAGCCUGCGGCGGGAUACACCCCGAAAUCAGCGUCAGACUUCCGGGCCCAGUUACUACCCUUGUCUGGAUUGAGUGUACCACAGAAGCCAUUACCACAGCUCAGUGCGAUAACACAUCCGGGUAGGCCCGCAGCGCAAGAUGAAGAUGCGGCUGGAGACCAGACCUCGCAAACUCCUGGAGGCGAUGACAAAAACGAUUACGAUAGCGAUGUUGACAGCAUUUACGGUCACGACAAAGAGAAACCUCAGCAAUCCUAUCAGCGACAACAAUCGGGCAAUGCUGCGCAAACGAGUGCCCCAGCUCCUGGAACUCCCACUGUAACUGUGAUAACGAGCCUGUCGUUGACGACGAAGACGCCAAUAUGGGCGGUUGUAGCCCGCCUAUAG
Alternaria incomplexa is the source of this 4887-nucleotide messenger RNA. RefSeq lists its product as uncharacterized. The coding region runs from base 1 to 4887 and encodes 1628 amino acids. The record is from RefSeq and is a predicted model, not a curated record. NCBI's taxonomy places the organism in Eukaryota, Fungi, Ascomycota, Dothideomycetes, Pleosporales, Pleosporaceae. The transcript has a single exon.